CUGUGAUCAUGGGUACGCGAAAACCAUGCUGUGAAACCACGCCUUCUGUCAAGUGUGAUCUAGAUUCAUGCAUUAGAGCUCAGUGAGAAUGACCACUUAGCAUCUCGAUUAAUUUGCGUUUAUUAUUUUUAAAUUUAUAAUCAAAAGUUGGCAUCGUUUGAUUCCGAAUCCGAAAGAAACAGAAAACAUGGCGUUCACAUUUGCCGCUUUCUGCUAUAUAGUUGCAUUAAUACUUACUGCAUUCUUAAUAUUUUUCGCUGUUUAUCAUGUGAUUGUUUUUGAAGAAUUAAAGUCAGAUUAUAAAAAUCCUAUUGAUCAGUGUAACAGCUUAAAUCCGCUUGUUUUGCCAGAAUACUUUAUCCAUAUACUCUACACGUCAUUAUUCCUAUUUGCUUUUGAGUGGUUCACUGUUUUAUUAAAUAUUCCCAUCAUUGUAUACCAUGUUCACAGGUAUCGUACUAGACCCUUGAUGAGUAGGCCAGGCUUGUAUGACCCGACUACUAUUAUGAAUGCUGAUCAGUUAAGCAGAGCAAUGAAAGAAGGUUGGAUUAAGUUAGGCUUUUACAUAUUGUCAUUCUUUUAUUAUUUAUAUGGAAUGAUUUACACCCUUAUCUCUAGUGUCUAGAAGCCUCCUAUAAAAGAAAAUCAAUGUCAGCAGCUUUCCUUUGUAAGAAAGUAUUUAAAUGUUUUUGGAGAAAUCUCCUUAGAGAUAAAUACCCAUUUAUGUACAAAUUGUAAAUUCAUUGAACUCUUGUUAUUCAACUGCUCGUUAUACUCCGUGAUUAUCAGUUAUCAUUUCUACAACACACACUUCAUUCAGAACCUCUUUGUCCAAGAGUAGUUCUUAUCUUGUAAAUGCAUGUAUAUUUAUGGUUGUACACUUAUAUGAUGACAUAUGAACGAUUGUGCUAUUGUAUUUUAUACACUGAAUGUUGAUUGUUCUCUAUUAAAUUUUUUUUACCCCUCAAAAUAUUUUUUCUUGAUUUUUUUUUUCAGUUCUGUAUUCUUUGUUUCAGCUUUAGUCAAUGUAAUAGAAACUUUUAAAAUUCUUUUGAUAUUGUUAAAAUAUUUUUUUGUUGGAAAUAUAGUUAUUGUAGAAUUUUUAGUUUUUGAAGAUCGACGAGGAAUGAGAGAUAACAACCAAUAAAUUAAAUGUUGGGUGUA
Parasteatoda tepidariorum (common house spider) is the source of this 1164-nucleotide messenger RNA. RefSeq names its product protein cornichon (gene cni). Gene Ontology annotation, biological process: vesicle-mediated transport. The record is from RefSeq and is a predicted model, not a curated record. NCBI's taxonomy places the organism in Eukaryota, Metazoa, Arthropoda, Arachnida, Araneae, Theridiidae.